CGCAGUGUGCAAGACAUGUGUGGGUAAGAAAGUACGACAAAAACGCCUUAAACCUGCUCAAGACUCAAGCCCAAGACUAUGUAGUUGUGAUACACAACUUCCUCAAGACGUUUACCGAGACUGUAACACGAUUUAAGACACCAUGACGUCGGUACUAAGGUUUCUCGGCAGCCAGGCUAGCACAGUCCUUUCCCAACUCUGCCCGGCGGGCGCCCGUUCACUUUUUACGUUCUCGCGAUCCAGUCCUCUGGUCAACACUCUAGUCCCCAUCCGCGCUUCACAUCUGCGUAAAAGGAAACGGGUGGACCCUAAGAUCGAGCAGGCUCGAGAAGCCAGGCUCAAGAAACGGAUUAAGCGGCUGCUGAAGAAGGAUAAGGAGAUGGUGGCGAUUGAAGACUUCUUCGUGAUGCCGAGUUUGCUUGAGGAGGUCCGGGAAAGGCCGCCGGUUGUUGUUUCUACUGAGGAGCAGGAGAGGAGGGCUGCGCUGGAGAAGGAGUGGGCACGGUUUAGGAGACAGCAGCACCUGACAGAGGAGGCAGCGAUCGUUGCCAUGGUAACGUCCCAGCAGCGAGCCCUGGAGGAACUCCGAGCCGAGUCUGAAGAACUCUUCCAACAAGCCGUGCAGGUGGACCCCCUGCUGAUCCCCUACCAGCGACUAGGACCUACAGAGACCCCCCCUCUACCCACAUAUGACCCCCCUGAUGGAAAAUAUGUUGACCUCACACCAGUGGAAUGAACCACACUGAACAACAGUUUCAACCCUUCAAGGGAAAAAUUAAGUCAGAAUAAAGUGAACAUUAAACAUUCAAGUCUUGUAAGGGUUAUAAUUAGAACUACUCGCUGUUCAAAUCAUAUAACAACUUACAUGUGCAUCAUAUAAUGGCGGAUCACUAGCCAAUAGAAGCCAUCUUUCCUACGAGUUGUUUCCCAAGAUCUACUCAAUGCCUCCCCCUCCCAAUGAACGAACUUCAACAUAGAUUUAACAAUUUUCACAACACCGUGCGUAUCUUGUAAAGCGAUAUCAAUAUCACUUUCCCCCAAUCUGAACCAUAUACAUGUACAUAUAUGUAACUAUGGAUGAUGAUAUAUCCAGGAACUUUGUUAAGCAAUGCUCAUACGUAUACACUUGAAGUCAGCGUAGAUAAUUUCAAUGAAAACGAUAGUAGACAAAGACACCAAUAAUUCUGAUUAUUAAAAAGAUACAAGGGAACUCACUGAUGAUUUUAAAUCAUCAGCACAUGAAAGCUAGAUAUUGACAAAGUUUAAAAAUUAUAAUACAUUUAUAGCACUUAGAAUACGUCUUUCAGCUUGUAGAUUAAGAUAUAUUUGCCUUAAAAUGUGUUAAAAAUAAAUGUAUAAUUGUUUCCUUCCUAUUCAAGUGAUUAUGACCUACAUUAGAUUUAGAAUAAAGAAAACUAUCUU
Molecule: messenger RNA, 1422 nt
Organism: Branchiostoma belcheri (Belcher's lancelet)
Lineage: Eukaryota; Metazoa; Chordata; Leptocardii; Amphioxiformes; Branchiostomatidae
Product: 39S ribosomal protein L40, mitochondrial-like
Exons: 3
Coding region: 143-736 (197 amino acids)
Cellular component (GO): mitochondrial ribosome; mitochondrial large ribosomal subunit
Source: RefSeq, a predicted model, not a curated record